Molecule: messenger RNA, 532 nt
Organism: Folsomia candida
Lineage: Eukaryota; Metazoa; Arthropoda; Collembola; Entomobryomorpha; Isotomidae
Exons: 2
Coding region: 35-517 (160 amino acids)
Source: RefSeq, a predicted model, not a curated record
UGUUGGGGUCGCAAGUUUGUCUGAGUCUGACGAAAUGUGUCAAGGUUAUGUCUGGUAUUACCCGGUAAUGGAUGUGACAAUUUGUGGAUCAACUUAUCCAGUGGAAGACGCCUUUAUCGACUUUGGUAUCACAAAAUAUCACAACACAACUACAUCAUUUGGUCGAGACACAAUUCAAAUCGAAGAACCAACAUCGCUCCAAGGAGAGUUUGAAACAGUUUUGAACACAAGAUUUAAUUGGAGCUCGGAAUUUCGCCAACUUUUAGAAACAAAGAGGCGCUACAGUCUUCAUCAAUCGAUCUGUUUCACUUACACGCAACGAAUGACAAAUUCUGUCGUGCAUAAUUCAAAGAUCUCUUAUCCAAACGUGGCGGAAAGCAGGUUAUACAAAUCACCACGAGGUCCGCCAUGUACGGGGAAAAAGCGUGAAUCUAUGCCUGAUGUGGGGGUGGUUGUGAGAGGACAUACAAUUUUCAGCAUUUUUGGGCUAUUAGUCGCGUAUUUUCUUGUAAACUAGUGUUUAUGCAUUUGC